AUGGCGGCUGCUCGCAGCAUCCCGAUUGCGAGGACUAUGUCUAGCCCCGCAGAUCCAGGCGCGCCUUCACUUAUCACCACGAUUCCACCAGAGCUCCGAAAUAACAUCUACGACUUGCUCUUCAAAUACAACUCCCAUGUACUCCUCCACGAUGUGAAGGAAUACCGUGCACGUAUCGUCUAUCUCGCUACGGAAGUCUAUACAGAUGAUGAGGAUGACGAGUUUCAACAAAAGGUUGAACUACGCAAGGAGCUGGAGGAGACCGGCGUGGAGCACCUCGCUGAAGACGAGGAUUUCCACCAUGAUCUCAAUAUCUCGCUACUUCUAUCUUGCCGACUAAUAUACCAUGAAGCAACGAGCAUACUUUAUGGCUCUAACACCUUCCUCUUUUCGAGGGUUCUCAACCAAGAAGACUCGCAUUGGUACGACCAGUUUAUGUAUGCUCCGAAGUGGUUGUCGAAUAUCGGUUCCCAAAUCCGUCUACUAAGGAGGGUUUCCAUCGACUUCGACGCGGUAUGCCCUGUUAUUUGCGCACAUAGCGAUGCACACCGGAAUAUCAACUGGCUGCCUUUGCUUAGGAUCAUCUGGGCCAAUCUGGACGCAGAAUGGAAAAUCAGUUUUGCUCAUACUGGACGGCUCGUAGAUAACGAACAUUCAGUUGUAUAUGACGAGCAUGAGAGGACGCCUACCUUCGUCUUGAACAACAUCUUGGAUGCUUUGGGUAGAAGAGAUGUGCUCAACAUCAAACGGUAUGCUAAAUUCGAGCGACUCAUGCCGGUGGUCGUUAUUCGAAAUCGUUCUGGUUCUGUUGAUGGUUAUGCUAGCCAUCCGUCGACAGGCCAACCGGCGGACCUCGACACUAGUUAUCGGUUUGCGAACUAUGACUGCGUUUUUCCUGAUAACCAAAUGUUCCUUUUCUUCCAUGCAGAUGACGGUGGCCACAUCGUCCGAGCAAGACUUGAAGAGAAACAUCUGUUACAAUUACCAGAUGACGUCCUUCGUUCCAUCUACCGGUACACUUGUUUUUCAAAAACCGGCGUGACCUUUGAUCUCACGUCGCAUGUCGCACGCGGUCUUGAGAUGGCCCUUCUUGGGGUGAGCCGACGCCAUCGUUACGAGGCAGAGUACGAUACAAGCUGGAGCAAUCCAUGGAUGAACAAUAAGUUCACAGUCAGUAUGACCACUGAGACUGCCAAAACCGAUUUUGGUGAGUUCGUUUUGUUACACGAGUGGUUGAAAAUCGAAAAUUUCAAACGCAUGGUAUUCGCGAGGCGCCCAAACCCGGAUCAUUUGCCUCGCAUCGUGUUAGAAUUCAACCUUGACACUCGAAAGACGUUUCUCGAUAUUCGCAUCAACAUCAAGAGUCUGCUGCAUCCCAUUCAUGAGCUCGACAAUCGAUCUACCAUACUCAUCUCGCUCAAACAUGUCAUCGACAAUGCCACGCACCGACAAGAUACCCGCAUCACUUUAGGCAAGCUUCGACGAGACAUUUUCAUUCUUCUCUCCGAGAUGAUCGCGUUUGGAUGGACUCUCGACGAUUCUCUUCCAGAACUCUGGUUCAAUGGAGAGGGAACCCUGCUUUGUGCCAACUGCCCUGCCACUGUUACCACGCCAGCAAGUAACCUGAAGUAUCACCACGCUGGUCUUGACACAACAAACAUCAUCAGUCGAGGAUACCGGGAAAUCGAAAAUAUAACUGCGGAAUUUCCCGAGGUGAGAAACAUGCGAGCUAGUAAUGGGAACGCUAUGACAGGCACUUUUCCUGCAUGUUCUGUAAUGGGUACAUGGAUAGCUUUACGCGACGUUGGCUGGGAGGACUGGUGGUACCAAAAACGUAUCUGUGAGUGA
Molecule: messenger RNA, 1848 nt
Organism: Dothidotthia symphoricarpi CBS 119687
Lineage: Eukaryota; Fungi; Ascomycota; Dothideomycetes; Pleosporales; Dothidotthiaceae
Exons: 1
Coding region: 1-1848 (615 amino acids)
Source: RefSeq, a predicted model, not a curated record